CGGCAACGGAUGGAUAGCCUAGGCACCGCCGCGCCCUAGACACGCAGACGCUGGAACAGCCAGCCAACUGCCCUCAGUUCAGUGGGAGCUCGGCACCGAGCGGGGGUUAGUCAGCAGCGAUGCCCCGGUUGCCUCGGCUCAACCCCACACUCACACUGCUGCACAGCUCCAACUGCCCCCAGAACCGGACUCCGGUCCCCAUAAACGUUGCCGUCCCUCCACCGACACGGCCGUGACGUUCCCCUCCCAUUGCAACUUGCCCGUACCCCACGGUUCCUUGCCUGUGUCCUUGCAUCAGUCGUCAGUCACUCGGCUUGUCUCCAAUUGCCCCGUCCCCAGUCGCAAUCAUGGCCGUCGAGCGCAUCGGAUCCAUCAUCAAGCACCUGGCCCCCGGGUCGGCGUUGAACAACAUCCAGUCCAAGAAUGCCGACGACAUCGUCAUUACCCUCGCCAUUCGCACUCCUCUCUGCAAGGCCAAGAAGGGUGGCUUCAAGGAUACCAGCCUCGAGUAUAUGGUGUAUGCCCUGCUCAAGGAGGUCCGGCUCCGCAGCAACCUGGACCCUGCUCUCGUCGAGGAUAUCGCGCUCGGAAAUGUCUCGGACGGCAAGGCCGCGUACAAGACGCGCGCCGCCGCUCUCGCCGCCGGCUUCCCCAAUACGGCCGGCGCCUACUCCGUGAACCGCUUUUGCUCCUCGGGCCUCAAGGCCACUGCCGACAUCGCGCACUCCAUUUCCAACGGCUCCAUCGAGAUUGGCAUCGCCUGUGGCGCCGAGAGCAUGUCCCAGGGCGGCGACCGCCUGGAGAAGCCUGUUGACGAGGCCGUGCUCGCCCAGAGCCAGGAGGCCGCCGACUGCAUGCAGCCCAUGGGCUGGACGAGCGAGAACGUCAGCCGCGACUUCAACAUCACGAGGGAAGAGAUGGACAAGUUCGCCGCCGAGAGCUUCCAGCGAGCCGAGCGCGCGCAAAAGGCCGGCCUGUUCGACGACGAGAUCGUGCCCAUCACGACCAAAAUCCAGGGUCCCGACGGAGAGUGGAAGGAGGUGACUCUGACCAAGGACGAGGGCAUCCGUCCCGGCACUACGGCCGAAGGCCUCGGCAAGGUGCGCGCGGCGUUCCCACAGUGGGGACCCACGACGACGGGAGGCAAUGCCAGCCAGGUCACGGACGGCGCUGCCGCGCUGCUCCUGAUGAAGCGUUCGACGGCCAUCAAGCUCGGACAACCCAUCCUGGCCAAGUACGUCGGAUCGACGGUGGCUGGCCUGGCACCGCGCAUCAUGGGCAUCGGCCCCAGCGUCGCCAUCCCCAAGCUGUUGUCUCUGUGGAACGUGUCGCUGGCCGAUAUGGAUGUUAUCGAGGUCAACGAGGCGUUUGCAUCCAUGGCUGUCUAUUGCCGCAACAAGCUGGGCCUGGACUGGGCCAAGAUGAACCCCCGAGGCGGUGCCAUCGCGCUGGGCCAUCCUCUGGGCGCGACGGGCGCGCGGCAGAUUGUCACGGGUCUGAGCGAGCUGCGUCGGCAGAAGAAGAAGAUGCUACUUGUCAGCAUGUGCAUAGGCACAGGCCAGGGCAUGGCGGGCCUGAUUGUCAAUGAGAUGUAGGCGGGAGUGACCUUGCACUGUACAUUAGGCGCAUGCCUCGAGUUGUGUGUGAAAACCAGCGCUGAAUUGCAACACAUGUCAAACCC
Messenger RNA from Purpureocillium takamizusanense, 1681 nucleotides. Its product is annotated as Acetyl-CoA C-acyltransferase. The record is from RefSeq and is a predicted model, not a curated record. Lineage: Eukaryota; Fungi; Ascomycota; Sordariomycetes; Hypocreales; Ophiocordycipitaceae. Gene Ontology annotation, biological process: fatty acid beta-oxidation; phenylacetate catabolic process. The transcript is spliced from 4 exons. The coding region runs from base 348 to 1595 and encodes 415 amino acids. Gene Ontology annotation, cellular component: peroxisome. Gene Ontology annotation, molecular function: acetyl-CoA C-acyltransferase activity.